Molecule: messenger RNA, 1278 nt
Organism: Diaporthe batatas
Lineage: Eukaryota; Fungi; Ascomycota; Sordariomycetes; Diaporthales; Diaporthaceae
Product: amino acid starvation-responsive transcription factor GCN4
Exons: 3
Coding region: 1-1278 (425 amino acids)
Biological process (GO): regulation of DNA-templated transcription
Molecular function (GO): DNA-binding transcription factor activity
Source: RefSeq, a predicted model, not a curated record
AUGGGCUUCCCCAACAUCCCCACUCCCUCAGCUCUUCCUGCAAAGGUCGAUCUGAACUUUAGUCUGAAUAGCUUCAGCUCAAGUUCGCGUCUCCCCACCGCCACCAUUCCCGGCCAAGACCCCCCAGUCUUCACCACGGAUUCCCAGUCAAAAUGGCUUCCCUCCAGUUCACCGAGCCUGCCGGCACAACCCGCGCAUCAUCAGCAACACUACCAGCAACUACUGCCGCCUCAACAGGACUUCGUCUUGUUCGACACGCCGAAGCGUCAUCCCCCUAACCGCCCUGCCUCCCAAUCUUCCGCCACAGGAAGUGCAUCGCUCAACUCAACCAACCAACAACAGAGCCCCUGGCAUCUUCCCCAGGAUCUGCAACGUCAGCGAGCCGCACAGAUACUCCAGGCACAGGGCCACACUGCUUCGUCAACGGCUUUUCCCAAUCGGUUUAACAACGCGAAGAACAACCACUUCUACGCAUCCUCUGCUCCCUCCUCGACCGCUGCUUUGAACCAGAAUCAGUCCCGGCAACGUCCGCCUGUCCCCCUGUUCAACCAACAAAUCAACGGUAACCAGGCACCGACCCUCAAAAUGGACGUCCAAGACUUCGAAUUUGAGGAUUUCACUGCCUUCGAGGGCGGCGCCCCCGCCUCGGCCCUCUCGUCGCCGGCCAACAUGGCCUUCGACCUGAGCAGCUCCAUGCACAGCUCCAACAUCGGCACCGUCUCACCCCAGGACCUGCUGAUGAACGAGCCGUUCAUGUCUGCGCCGAACUCCACUGCACUCACUGCUUUGACCUCGCCUUCCAUCUACAAUGAAUCGCCCGACUUCAACGACAGCUGCGAUGUCUCCCCCAACUUUGGCUCCAGCGACUUCGACGACAGCGGCAACUGGUUCUCGCUCUUCCCGGACCAGAACCCCGUUGCGGCCGCCCCUGCCGCACCCGCUGUUGACCAGUCCCCAGCCACCAAGUCUGAGGACUUUGAAACCGUUGAGAAGCCAGCGCAGCGCCGCAAGUCGAGCAACUCUAGCUCGCCAACUGGUCGCCACUCUUCUGUCUCGGGUGUCAACUCUCGUCGUCGCGACAAGCCUCUGCCCCCCAUCAUUGUCGAGGACCCCAACGACACCGUCGCCAUGAAGCGGGCGCGGAACACCCUCGCCGCUCGCAAGUCUCGUGAGCGCAAGGCUAUCAAGUUCGAGGAGCUCGAGGAGAAGAUCAGGAAGCUGGAGGCCGACCGCGACCACUGGAAGCAGGUCGCCAUCGCACAUGGUGCAACACAAUAA